Sinocyclocheilus rhinocerous is the source of this 2105-nucleotide messenger RNA. Its product is annotated as steryl-sulfatase-like. The record is from RefSeq and is a predicted model, not a curated record. Lineage: Eukaryota; Metazoa; Chordata; Actinopteri; Cypriniformes; Cyprinidae. Gene Ontology annotation, molecular function: arylsulfatase activity. The transcript is spliced from 10 exons. Bases 87 to 1844 code for a protein of 585 amino acids.
GCAUUAACUGGCAUCUGCAGCGAUGUUAAUGUUUCUGGCAGCAGUCAGAUUAUUUCUCUCUCGUCCUGGAUGCAGCAGGGUAUACAAUGAAAUCCCUUCCAUGGAUCCGUUGGACCCUUGGCCUGCUGCUUCUCUGUACUGCUGAUGCAGACAGUGGUAGAAAACCUAAUUUUGUCUUUAUGAUGGUGGACGAUUUAGGAAUUGGAGACCUUGGAUGCUACGGAAACACAACACUGAGGACGCCUAACAUUGACAGACUGGCCCUGGAAGGGGUGAAACUGACCCAACACACAGCUGCUGCACCGCUCUGCACUCCCAGCAGGGCAGCCUUCCUCACAGGCAGAUACCCGAUUCGAUCAGGUAUGGCAGCACAUGGGCGUAUGGGAGUUUUUCUCUUUUCUGCAUCGUCAGGAGGCCUUUCACAAGAAGAAAUCACCUUUGCCAAGGCUGUCAAAGAGCAAGGCUAUUCUACUGCUGUAAUUGGGAAAUGGCACGUGGGUCUCAACUGUGAAGACAGUGCUGACCACUGCCACCAUCCUAACUCUCAUGGCUUUGACUACUUCUAUGGCACCAUUAUGACGCACCUUCGGGACUGCCAGCCUGGACAUGGCUCUGUUCUAUAUUUCGUCCAUGGUUACAUCCCAUACAAGGCCCUUAGUAUUGGUCUAGUUUCCCUGGCGUUACUCCAUAUUAAAGGCAUGAUAACUGUGACCAGGAGGGUAGUUUUUGGUUUUCUGGUCCUGGUAGGGGUAGUGGUGAGUCUCUUUGAUGUGUUGGUGUACACAUUCCCCAAUCUAAAUUGCUUUGUCAUGCGAGGGCCAGAGAUUGUGGAGCAACCAUAUACAUCAGAAAACCUCACACAAAGGAUGACCAGUGAAGCCACAGAGUUUCUGGAAAGGAAUUCAGAGAGGCCAUUCUUGCUCUUCUUCUCAUUCCUCCAAGUCCACACUGGACUAUUUGCCUCUCCUCUCUUCAGGGGAAGAAGUCAGCAUGGCCUCUAUGGUGAUGCUGUCAUGGAGGUAGACUGGAGUGUAGGUCAGAUCAUGCAGACUUUGGAGCGCUUAAACUUGAAGGAAAACACACUGUUGUACAUGACUUCAGAUCAGGGGCCUCACCUGGAAGAGAUUUCCAUCAAUGGAGAGAUGCAUGGGGGUUAUAGCGGCAUAUACAAAGCUGGCAAGUCAACUAACUGGGAAGGUGGGAUUCGGAUACCGGGGAUUCUUCAUUGGCCAGGUGUCUUACCUGCAGGGAAGGUCAUUGAUGAGCCCACUAGCAACAUGGAUAUUUUCCCCACGGUGCUGAAUUUAGCUGGUGCUUCCAUACCCAGCGACAGAGUCAUUGAUGGUCAUGAUCUCUUGCCUCUGUUGCAAGGGCAAGUGGAGCGUUCUGAACAUGAAUUUAUGUUUCCUUACUGCAAUGCCCAGCUGAAUGCUGUCAGAUGGCACCCACCUAACAGUAACGCAAUCUGGAAGGCCUUUUUCUUUACCCCUGACUUCUACCCAGAGAACAGCUCAGCCUGCUUCCACACUCAUAUCUGCCUCUGCAUCAAGCCAUACGUCACGGUCCAUGACCCUCCGCUGCUUUAUGACCUGUCGAAAGACCCGACAGAAAGCACCCCCCUGAGUCCAGACACUGAGCCCCAGUUCUACUCAGUUCUGGAGGUCAUAAGGGCAGCAGUAAGCCAUCAUGCAGAGAGUCUGAAGCCUGUCCCAGUACAGGUUUCUCCUCUGCAAAUAGUAUGGAAGCCUUGGCUCCAGCCCUGCUGCUCCUCUCUCAGUCAGCUGUGCACAUGUGAACGAGAUCAUCAGAUAGAGGAGCUACGAAAUGAGCUUCAAAAAGAAUAGUCAGGUACUCAGAAUCCUCUGGCUUUAAUGCACAAGAAGGGCAUGUAAUACGGAUAGUUCAUAUAAAAACAAUUUUUUUUUUUUUAAAUGUCCCAAACCUGUGACUUAAUUUCUCUGUAGAACACAAAAGACGGUAUUUUGGUUCACAAAAGAAGAAAACUGGUAACCUAACAGUUUUGACUUCUUCAUUGACUUCUGUUCUAUAUCUUCUUUUAUGCUAAACAGAAAAAAGAAAGUCAUACAGAUUUGGAUCGAAAUGAG